AGAGCAAGACGUAUCCAAAACUACGGCUUUGGAACGUUACUCACAAUUGUAUAAUAUAAUAAACAUUCUUUAAACUACGGUAAAUAAAUGUUUAUAAUUACUCAUCUUACCUUCAAUUAAUUAAUAAAUUAUUUACGAAUAAUUUAUUAUCAGAUUAUUAAAAUAAUAAUAACAAUAUUAUUUAAUAAUAUAAAAAAAAGCCGUCACAAAAUUGGCGAUCCUGCCAGGAUACGUGUUGAGUUAAUUCUUUUCACGAAAAGUGUUAUAAACUCUAGGAACCGUAUCCAGAAAACGAACCUAUAUUCAGUUAACAACGAGUUAUAAGUGAAUUAUUUAAAAGUGAUGGCAGUGUUUCACUUUUAGUGAACAUAAAUAAUCAUAAUCUUUUAAAUCUGAAUAAAAGUAGUGGCUGAAUUAAGUAGGUCCUAUACAACGUAAAUUCAGAUUUAUAAAGAUUAUUUAUAAGGGAACGUAAAACAGUACGGUAAAACCCUGAAGAAGAGGCAAGGCGAAACUGUAGGGGACAGCAACUAACCGGUAGUCAACCAGCAGCCAACCAGCAGCCAACCACCACCGAUCAGCACAACGAAGGCGAGUACUUUGAUUCUAAAGAUACAAGAUGAAACUAUUGUCAUUAUUCAUCCUGACAUUGUCUACCCUGCUUCACGCGGAAAUCGUCGUCAAACCUUUAGGCAACAUCCCUAUUUUCGCGGAAAAUUUAGGAACUACCAGUUUGUAUCAUCGGACAUGGAAGUUGAUUAUAGGUGUAGAUACUUCAAGUUUCGAUACUAGGCUACAGGAUAUCAAGAAAACGUAUGAAAAAGCGUCGAAAAUGUGUUCGGGUUGUCAGGAAGAAUUUGAAUUACACGCGAUUUGCAAUAGAAUAAACAGGUUGGAAGAUUUGCAAACAACUUUAGAUCAAAUUCUCGGUUUUUCGCGUUCAAAAAGAGGCAUAUUGAAUAUUAUAGGAUCCAUAUCAAAAACUUUAUUCGGCACUCUGGACGAAGAUGAUAUGAAACUAAUCAACGACGAAUUAGACAACGUUUACGAUAAUCAGGAUAAAAUGAGCCAAGCAAUAGGUAAUCAGACAAGGAUUUUAAAAACUUUGUUAAACUCUGCAUCUCAUGACUUGCAGAUGCUAAACGAACAAUCCGAAAGCAAAACAAACCAACUAAAUUCAAUCAUAAAUUCAACAAAUAGAAAUGAGAGAAACUUACUAGUGGCAAAUAUGAUAGUGUUAUGCAGUAUUGCUAUCGAAGAAUUCAAUGAUGAUUUAAAUUUAAUAAUAAAUGCCGUCAAUGACGGAAAACACGGCAUUAUUCACCCACAAAUUCUCACUCCCGGUAUGCUGAUUCAACAAUUACGAGAAAUAUCAGAAGAAACAAACACUAAAUACCCUGUUCGAUUAAUCCCUCACAACUAUCAACGUAUAAUAGAUAUUUCCGAAAUAAAUAUCUUAAUCGUGAACAAACGGCUUGUAUACAUGCUCAGAAUUCCAGAAACUGAACAUGGAGAUUUUCAGACUCUCCAUCUCAUCCCGAUACCUAUCCAUCAUGGAAAAGGUUUCCUAGCUCCAAUCCCAAGCCACGAAAUUAUUUUAAUCAACAACGAAAAAAGUCUUUAUGUACCUAGUGAUAUUAAACUUUUGGAAAAAUGUAAAAAAUUAGAGAAUCAGUACAUAUGUAAACGAACUCAACCCACCUACCUUAUCAGUGAAAUAGAAAAUUGUGAAACAAGUAUUAUAAGAAACCACAACAAAAUUAUAUCCGAUCGAAUUUGCGAAUUUUCAGUUUUUAGAAUUUAUGAAAUAGCGUUUAUUCCACUACAUGAUCCAGAUCAAUAUAUCAUUAUCCCUGAGAGCGAGGUAGAACUAACAACUACUUGCGAAUCAAGAAUAACUAUUAUUAAUAUUAAGGAACCUAGUAUUGUUUUUAGUAACUCUGAUUGCGAAAUACACACACCAAAAUCAAUUCUCAAACUAAGAAAGUCAAUAGAACACAAAACCGACAUAUUGUUUAAAAAAAAAUAUACCUUACUCCAUUACUCAAAAUGAUUUAGAAUUAUUAAAUAGUCAAUUACCUAUAAUCCAAGAGUCAAUUCACCACGAAAAAUUAAAUGCUUUGAAACGUACUCUAGAUGUAAUGGAAACGUCGAUUCAGAAUAUUAAAAAUAAUAGGAGAAACAAAACUUGGCUCGAGAAAGGUACUGACUUUCUCAAAUAUUUGGGAUAUGGUUCUUUAAUUUUCGUCAUAAUGUACUUAUUAAACAAAACAGGAUUUUUAAAAUUUUUGAGUAAAAUAAUGCCGAAAAAUUUCUGUAUAAAUUUAUUUUGUAUAAAAAAUAACGUUAGCAAUACUCAACCACCUGUAGUACGAUACGAUACGAUAGCUACGGCACCAGCUCCAGAUCUAGGUGAAGAUGUAAGAGUCAUUAAACAAAAUAUUAGACUAAGAACUUAGAGACUAAGUUUUCUCUAAGUACGGGGGUGUGACGCAAGGCCCAAUACUUAAACAAAGUUUCUCUACUACCCUUGUUCAAUGGAAUGUUAGAGAAACUAGUUUGGUCCCCAUCCCCUCUUUAACUGUAAGCUUCGAAUUGUCUAGGACAAGGUCCU
Molecule: messenger RNA, 2614 nt
Organism: Leptopilina boulardi
Lineage: Eukaryota; Metazoa; Arthropoda; Insecta; Hymenoptera; Figitidae
Exons: 2
Coding region: 620-2053 (477 amino acids)
Source: RefSeq, a predicted model, not a curated record